GAGUGUUAAACCCCCCGCAAGGCUGAACAAUCCGCCAGCAUGACAGGUAAAGAGGAAAUGGUCUCCGACAAUUUUAACAAGUCCAAAACGCUCUCGAUUUCUCCAAACCUGACAGGUAACGAGCGGCCGAAAGGCCUCCCCGGCUCCGGGAACCCGUCGCGGUGCACGGGCUUUGGGAUCCAGGAGAUUCUCGGACUGAAUAAAGAGCCGCCCGCCUCCACGCGGAUCAUCUCCGAUUCCCUGCCGGCCGCAGCUCACCUGGUGGCGGCCAGGAGCGUGCUGACUCCCGCUGGGGUGGGGCUGGUCGGCGCCGCCGCUCUACCGGCUUUCUACGGGCAGUCGGCCUUCCUGGAUGUGUUGUCCGAACACCCGGGAAUCCACGCAGCUCCUCCCGCUCACCUGCAACCUCCACGCCGGGGCGCAAUCCACCUGGAGACCUGUCAGGAAGUCAGUUCAGAUUCUGAAGACAUUUCAACAAGUGACAGGAAACUUUCCAAAUCCAACCUGAGCCAAACAAAAAAGAGAAAGAAAAGACGCCACAGGACUAUAUUCACUUCUUACCAGUUGGAGGAGCUGGAAAAGGCAUUUAAUGAAGCUCACUAUCCAGACGUAUAUGCACGGGAAAUGCUGGCCAUGAAAACAGAGUUGCCAGAAGACAGGAUUCAGGUCUGGUUCCAGAACCGCAGAGCCAAGUGGAGAAAACGGGAGAAAUGCUGGGGCCGCAGUAGUGUCAUGGCCGAGUACGGGCUGUACGGAGCGAUGGUGCGGCACUCCAUCCCGCUGCCAGAAUCCAUCCUGAAAUCUGCAAAGGAUGGCAUCAUGGAAUCCUGCGCUCCCUGGCUUCUUGUUCAAGAUGGCUUACCAAUGACCAGACGCUUUUCUAAAACCGAGUACCAACAAUUCUUUCUAGGAAUGCACAAAAAGUCUCUCGAGGCGUCUGAGGUGGUGAGGAAAGUGGAAGCCGAGCACAGCAGUCAAGCCAGCCAGGAUGACCCAGAGCGUGAAGUCAAGGGCAAGGAUUCCAAGGUGGCCAUUUCCAAAGAGGAACUGCGGGAGAGCAGCAUAGCAGCCCUCAGGGCGAAAGCACAGGAGCACAGUGCUAAAGUGUUAGGAACGGUGUCCAGUGACGGGCAGAGCAAGAUGGCGGAGGAGGAAAGACCCGACAAGAUGAAGAGCGAGCAGUCUAAAGCAGAUGAGCUGUCGACAGAAAAGUUCUAAACUUUAUACACAAACUUUUAGCUCUUUAUAUCUCUGCAGUCUUUUAUGAUGCAGUAUCCUUCAAGACUGUUUUACAGCAACAAAAGCAACAUGACGUUGGCUCUGGCUUAACUGUCAGGCCUCCCUCCCUGUUUUAUUUUUACUGAGGUUACUCUUGAUGGAUGUAUGUGUGUGUGUCUUUUUUUAACAAUUUGUUGUUGGUAUAUUGACUUGUAAUGUAACUAUAAACUAUAAUUAUUCAUUCGGAGUUGCGCCAAAGUGAACACUGGUGGAUUUUAGUAGUUUAGUUUUUCUUUCUGUUCUUUAUUUCUUUGAUUAUAUUCAAAAAUGUACUUGGAUGUUCCAGAAUUAGUCUUGGUUACAGCAUCCUUGUUAAAUCCUACAUCCUCUAACCACCAAUUCAUUGCUUGUAAGGGGUACCUUAUGAUUAAAAUAAAACACACACAAGGCUAUUCAGCCUGCUCAGCUCAUCAGUGACCCAUGUGUAGGCCCAUUUCAGAAUCUUGUCUUCUCUCCACAUUCUCUGCAAUUAGAAAUGGCCAUUUCUUUUCGUAAAAUAUCAGCUGAGUUCACAUCACUGAGCAAAGCCACACGUAAUUCCAUAAAUGACCAACUUUAGUGUGAAGCAUUUGCUGUCGAUUUGAGUUUCCUUCAAUUCAAAUCCGUCCAUUCAUGUUUCCUGGUUCAGCACACAUUUGUGUCAUGGCAGCCAUCUUAGCUGGCACUGUUACCAUAGCAACAGUAACUGGUGAUCAGCCUGUCGUGAAAUAUUGGAAGCUUUGGGUUUGCAGAUUCUGGUUCUGUGAUGGAUUCACAAGAGCUGAACUUUUUAAUGUUGCAUUAAGCAAUAUUUUCACAAUGCAUUGGUGUUUCUCAUUUGUUCCCAGUUUUGCUCUCCUCGCCUCUGUUUCUCUAAAAGAUAAUUUCGCUCCCUAAGGGGAGUUCUAUAGAUGCUGAUAACCUUCCAGUUUUUCCAAUGAUUAGCUAACCUUCCUGCGUUGUUUUUUAGACAUUGGUAAGGCCACAUUUGGGAGUACUGUCUGCAAUUCUGGUCGCCCUGCUAAAGGAAGUAUACCAUUUAAACCAGGAAAGGGUGCAAAAAUGAUUUACAGGGAUGCUACCAAGAGUGGAAGGUUUCAGUUAUAUGAGAGAUUGGAUAGGCUAAGACUUUUUUCUCUGGAUCAUAAGAGGCUGAGCGGUGAUCUUUCCAGAGGUUUAUAAAACCAUGAGUGGCAUGGAUAGGGUGAAUAGUCAAGAUCUUUUCCCCAGGGUAGGGGAGUCCAAAACGAGAGGACAUAGGUUUAAGGUGAGAAGGGAAAGAUUUAAAAGGGACCCGAGGAGCAAUGCAUUUUUAUAUGGAGGGUGGUGCGUUUAUGGAAUGAGCUGCCAGAGGAAGUGAUAGAAGCAAGUAUAAUUACAACAUUUAAAAGAUAUUUGAACAAGUACAUGAAUCGGAAAGGUUUAGAGGGAUGCAUGCAGGCAGGCAAAUGGGAAUAGUUCAGGAAACCUGGUCGGCAUGGAUGAGAUGGGCUGAAGGGCCUCUUUCCAUGCUGUCUGACUCUUUGUACUAUCAACUUCGCCCUAUUUGAAAGAAUUGAGAGUUAUGGGGGAGAAAGCAGGAAAUGAGUUGAGGAUUACCAGAUCACAAAUUGCAAAGCAGAAUUAAUGGGCUGAAUGAUCUAUUUCUGUUCCUUUGUCUGAGGGUCAUAUUAGUACAACUCAUAAUUCCCAGGGUCUCUGUUAUUCUAUAAUUAAAUCACCUGCACCUCUCAAUUAGAAUCCAGCAUGCAACUUGCUCCCAGUUAUCCAUUAUUCAAUACAUAAACCAUGCAAAUUCAAGGAGAUUUAUUGGACCAGAGCAAUCCUGAUUUCCAUGAUUCCCUAAUUAUUCUGCACGCUGUCUUAAUGAGUUGGAUUAAAAACAGGCGAAUCAUGUUCAAAGUCUGUGGUAGCGAAAACCUUUAGUAAAUUUGAAUGGAUUAUGUUACAAAGUCUAUCCCUCUGUUACCUCUCAGGUUUGAGAAAUUCCUAAACUUGAUGUGGAAGUAAACAGAUGAAUUAAAAGGAGCUCAUGGUGUCCCUGGUUUCUAGGGAAGACCAGAAUGCCCAUUUGACGUAGGUCUACAAGACAGAGACAGCAACUCCCCAGUCUGAGAUGAUUGGCAUAGGGGCAUUGCGACUGCAAGGUUAUCUGCAAUAAGCCUGGUUCUGGAGUGGUUGCCUCUCAUGCCAAGAGACCCAAAUACUGCCAACAUUGCAGAAGCUCACUGAAGAAUUUCCUCAGCACAGACCUCCAUUCUGUAUCUGAUGAUGGUCAUCACUGAUUAGGAGUGUCUGUAAACCCUCAGAGGGACCCUGACCCACUCUGCACUGAGUGGGUGGCUCCAUGGUGUACUGUCUUCAGAAUUUCCAAGGAGACUCACUGGGAUAUUUCCCCUUUGACAUGGUGUGAACAUGGCCUUUUAGGAUUUGACAGUAGAGAACUACACCAACCCACAGUGCACACCCAUUGCCUCACUGAAAAUUAUGUUUUUGAUGUAAAUGGGCUGGAAUCACAGAAUCCUAGUGUUGUUAUGGUGGAGUACAGGGCCAUUCAGCCCGCUGUGCCUGCACUAGACUCCCAUCAGAGCUGUCCCUCUGUUACCAUUUAGGUUUGAGAAAUUGCUAAACUUAAUUUGGAAGGAAACAGAUGAAUUAAAAGGAAUUCAUGGUGCCUCUAGUUUCUGGGGAUAACCAGAAUGCCCAUCGGACGGAGGUCUACAAGACAUAGAUAGCAACUCCCCAGCUUGAGAUGUUUGGCCCUUGUCCCAGGUGAAAUGUUCCAAUUUGAUCUCAGAAUCUGGGUGAUUUGUGGUCACUGGGGGCCAAGCUGACCUCCAAAUUGGGAAAUUGUCUGAACUGGGCAUGCUCUGUACCCCAACCAGGUGUAAAAUGACAUCUUUUGGCUAUUGAUGAUCCUUUAAUAUGUUGCUAAAGUGUCACAGUGUCAUAUCCAGCUUAACUUCCCUCCAAAAUGAUGGUAAUUUCCAGUGGAAUGCUAUAACUGGGUGGAGAUUGACAUGGGCAGAUGGGACCAGGGUGUAUUUAUAUGAAGCAUUUCUGUGCCAUUAAUGUUCAGUUUGAAUCGUUCUCACACUCAGUGAAUGUUCAUGGUUUCUGAGAGAAAGGCCUUAAGGCAUUUUCCUGCUGAGUUAGGUCAAUUGCUAAGAUAAAAUUCUACAAACCUCUUUCACUUUCAACUGCAAGUAUUGGCCAGAUUUAUAUUCUCCACUGCUGAACACCGCCCUCCCCAACCCAAUCCCUUCCAACUGCCCAGCUAAGGGUAGAGGAGGUAAUGGACAGCUCAUUAAUCCAGGAACCUUGCAUAACUUCCCUGUUCCUCCUCUAGGACAUUUCACACUUCAGGUACGAUGACCUUCAGGUGAAACCUAGCUGCAUCAGAUAGAGGAAGAUACUUCCUACCUUGUUCCCAUUGGAGCUCCCCUUCCUCCACGUGCCCUGUCGAUCCUUGUUCCCCACCCUCCUUACUUGGCCUCCACAGACCCCUAGGUGUCGGGGACUAGCUGCAUUCCCACACUUUCCAGUGGGCGCCGCAGGAGCAAGGGAAAUGCUAGCUGUUUGAUUGGUCGAUUCCAGAGACCAAUUUUUCUCUUUGAUUUGAGAGGGGGAGGUGGGAGUGCAUGGCAGUCAAGUGUUGUCAGCCAGUUUGCAUCCUAAUGGUCAUCAAAUGCCUGGGCAAAGGCAGGUGGGCUCUGGAUCUGAUAACGACACUAGGGCAGGGUCACUAAUUCUCAUUUAAAAUUCAACCCACCUUGAAACUCCAUAAAUGCUGCUGGAUUGAAAUGACCUCUAGUCCUGACCAGAUACAAUGCCGAUAUGGCCAACAGUUAUAGCAUUAACCCAUGCCAUGAUGUGUUGCAGGUAGCUGACCAGUCUCCUGGCCAUAGAGAUACUGCUGCUGUGUGGAGUCUGAAUCUUCCUCCUUGUCUGAGGGGCUAGCACAGUGGCCAGAGGUCUGUGAGGUUAAGACUGGUGAUAUGUUUCCCAAUAGGCCACACUACCCCACCCCCCCGAUAUCCAACAACAUCCACCCCAACCCUAUCAUGUAGUAGUUACAUUUCAUUCGAUGGACCUGCUGUGCCUCCCUUGGCAGUUGGGUAGCCUGGCUUUGGGAUGGCAGAAGGGGGCAUAAGGGCACAUCCAUCCUGAAAGUCCCAUGUGUCCUUGUAGACUGGUAUGACUGAACCCUGAUUCUACCCAGUCACUGAUGGUAACUAUUACAAAGGUAAAGCCAGCCCUGGUACAGGCUUGUCCCUUUCCUUAGUGCGGGUCAGUGUAGCCCCGUUGGCUAGUUUGCGAUGCAGCGUUAAUACUAACACUAUGGGUUCAAUUCCUCACUGAGGCUGAGGUUACCAAAGGACUCUCCUUCUCAACCUCUCCCCUUGCCUGAGGCCUGGUGACUCUCAGGUUAAACCACCACCUGAUGUUUGUCUCUAAUGAGAUGGCAGCCCUAUGGUCCAGUGGGACUAAGUCAACUUUACUUUUGUCUAUAUCCCUUGCCCCAAUUUAUUAAAGCCCCAUUCUAAGAGCAGCAACAAAAGACUUGCAUCCAUAUUUAGUGCUUUUCACAAUCUCUGGAGCUCUCAAAGGACCAAUGGCAUUCUGUUCUGUAACGCAACAGCUAACUGCCCCUCAGACUUAUAACAAGCAAUGUGAUAAUGGUGAGCUAAGUUGUUAUUUUGUUUGUGAUGUUGAGAGUUUGAUGUUGGCCAGGGCACCAGUGAUAAAUCCCUUGGUCUCUUUCAAAAUGGUGGCAGCUUUUAUGUCCAUCCGAGCAAAUGGACAGGAUCUCUUUUGAAAGAUGGUGUCACUGGCAGUGCUGUGCUCCCUCAGUACUGCAGUGGAGUGUCAGCCUUUGCCCUUCACUGUGGAGAAGGCCUUGAAUCUCAAAGAUAACAAGAUGUGGAGCUGGAUGAACACAGCAGGCCACAGC
This is a messenger RNA of Stegostoma tigrinum, 6211 nucleotides long. It is a transcript of the gene vsx2, whose product is annotated as visual system homeobox 2. Bases 40 to 1218 code for a protein of 392 amino acids. The transcript has 5 exons. The record is from RefSeq and is a predicted model, not a curated record. Gene Ontology annotation, biological process: regulation of transcription by RNA polymerase II. Gene Ontology annotation, molecular function: sequence-specific double-stranded DNA binding; DNA-binding transcription factor activity, RNA polymerase II-specific. Lineage: Eukaryota; Metazoa; Chordata; Chondrichthyes; Orectolobiformes; Stegostomatidae. Gene Ontology annotation, cellular component: nucleus.